CGCUGUGCAUCAUCAUUUUUACGAGUGUUACGAGCAUUCCGGAACAAUUGUUAGGCAUUUAAGAAGUGGAGGUUAAUUAGGGCAUUGUCCAUAAAUGUACUUGGGCAUAUAAUCUCAAUCUCCAAUUUUGCCAUUCACCUUCCCCGUAUAAUAUCACAUCAUAAAUCGCUGAUCCAUCAGAUUGGGCAAGCAAGAAUGACGCGACCAUUUUUCGUUGCAUGCGUUUACGUGAUAGCAAUAAUGGUGAUUAUGACGAGGCCAUCUUCCGCCCUGCCAUCCCCAGGACUGACGGACGCCGUAGGAGGCGUCGGAGGUGGCGGUGGUGGUGCUGGUGCUGGUGGUGGGGGCAGCAAAGGGAUUGCAGGAACGGGCGUCGGUGGAGGCGGUGAGGGGGGUGGCCUUCUGGGCACCGGCAUUUCCGUCGCAAGUACAGUGGGCGAACUGGGCCUUGGCAGCGUUACUGGAUAGAUCUGUAAAUUCCAUAAUAAAUUGCACUUUUGAAAAUGCAGAAUAAAUACAUUCAGAAAUUUUCUCAUGUA
Messenger RNA from Folsomia candida, 539 nucleotides. RefSeq names its product acanthoscurrin-1-like. Lineage: Eukaryota; Metazoa; Arthropoda; Collembola; Entomobryomorpha; Isotomidae. The record is from RefSeq and is a predicted model, not a curated record. Bases 196 to 468 code for a protein of 90 amino acids. The transcript has 2 exons.